CUGGGAGGGCUCUCUGGAGCGACCAUGGCGUUUGGGAAGAGUCACCGCGAUCCCUACGCUACCUCUGUGGGUCACCUCAUAGAAAAGGCUACCUUUGCUGGAGUUCAGACUGAAGACUGGGGCCAGUUCAUGCAUAUCUGUGACAUAAUUAACACCACACAGGAGGGGCCAAAAGAUGCAGUAAAAGCUUUGAAGAAAAGGAUCUCCAAAAACUAUAACCACAAAGAAAUCCAACUUUCCUUAUCACUCAUUGACAUGUGCGUGCAGAACUGUGGCCCGAGUUUCCAAUCUCUGAUUGUGAAGAAGGAGUUCAUUAAAGAUACUCUUGUUAAGCUGCUGAAUCCCAGAUACACGUUACCGUUGGAGACUCAGAACAGAAUCUUGAAUUUCAUUAAGACCUGGUCCCAGGGCUUCCCAGGAGGUGUAGAUGUAAGUGAAGUGAAGGAAGUGUACCUUGACCUGCUGAAGAAAGGGGUUCAGUUCCCACCCUCGGAUGGAGAGCCUGAGACAAGGCAGGAGGCUGGUCAGACCUCACCAAAUCGACCGACAUCUGUCCCCACUGCGCCUGCUCUUUCUUCUAUAAUUGCUCCCAAGAACCCGACUAUUUCCUUAGUCCCGGAACAGAUCGGGAAGCUGCAUAGUGAACUGGAUAUGGUGAAAAUGAAUGUGAAAGUGAUGACAGCCAUAUUGAUGGAGAACACUCCUGGCUCCGAAAACCAUGAAGACAUCGAGCUCCUGCGGAAACUUUACAAGACGGGUCGGGAGAUGCAGGAGAGGAUCAUGGACCUGCUGGUGGUCGUGGAAAAUGAAGACGUGACUAUGGAGCUAAUUCAAGUGAACGAGGAUCUGAAUAAUGCCAUCCUUGGAUACGAGAGGUUUACUCGAAACCAACAAAGGCUUUUGGAACAGAAGAGGAACCCGACAGAAGCCACCAGUACUUCCAGCGAGCCCUCUGCUCCUUCCUGCGACCUCCUCAACCUAAGUCCCAUCGUGCCAGUGCCUACGCCCAACGAGGGAGCACUCAACUCCGUGAACGCUCAGCUUUCAGGCCUAAGUGUCAGUUCUCCGAGUCCUGUUAUAACAAACAACUUGUAUCCCAGUCUUCAGCCACAGAUGGAUUUAUUAGCAUCAGAAGAUAUAGAAAUACCCACCUUGUUUCCCCAGAGGACCAGCCAAAACUUCGCCUCGAGUCACACCUAUGAUAAUUUUCUGGAACACUCCAAUUCAGUAUUACUCCAGCCAGUUAGCCUCCACACUGCCACAGCAGCAGCAGCAAACCAGAGGCUGCCACCCUUGCCAAGCAGUCAUCCAGUGAUAAAAAACAGUGAUCUCCAGCCACCCAACUACUACGAGGUAAUGGAGUUUGAUCCGUUAGCUCCCACUACAGAAGCCGUUUAUGAAGAAAUUGAUGGUUACCACCACAAAGGAGCUCAAAGUCAUAGUGACUGCUGAGAUACACAAAGCGCCAGCUCUCUUAAGGGAUCCCUGAUCAGCUGAGGCCUGACAGACAAGACCUGCCAACAGGGAGAGCCCCAGUGGACCACUUCUCUGCUGGAAGCUUCAACAGAACAGUUAACCCUUCCUGGCCAGCACUGCUGUUCCUGACAAUGCCUUGAGACUUCAGGAAAAUCUGGUUGUGAGGAAAACUGCCUAGGACUAGAACUCAGAAAUCCGCCUGCCUCUGCCUCCUGAGUGCUGGGAUUAAAGGCGUGUGCUACCAACACUGGCUAACCUGUAGACUCUUACAUUGUGCAGGCAUUGCUAUCAGUACAAAUCAUGACAGAUCUGAUAGGGGUACUUUAAGAUCGAUCAUCCUACUAUAAAAUAUUGUAAACAGAUGGGGAAAGAAGAAAAUGAGUGCCUUUAUUUAACAGAAUCGUUUGUACUUGUUUAUAAAUAACAUUUUGGUUUAGAAUUGCCUAAAAGACUUGUUUAAUUAUAUUUCAAGUGCCUGAGUUGGCCACUGCACCAGGUGGCCUAAGAUAUAGUUAGUUCUAUGUAAUGUUAAACAUUCUUGCCUUUUAUUAUAAUUUACAUUCUGAUUUGAAACAAAGACUCUUGGAAAACUGGACAGUGUAUCAUUUACAUAAAAUUAAAUUACUAUUAAUUUGUCAGAAUUCUGUUGUUGUUUUGUCUUCUAGUUUAAUGAGUUUUUAUGUCAGUAAAUCUUCACAAUUUCACCCUUACAUAAUGUUAAUGAACUUGGAUUUAUAGUGGUAAAUGCUAACUUAGAUUAGCAGGUGUAAUUCUUCUGUUAGAUCAUGAUACCAUCAUUUCCAAAGUACUCGGAAUAAAACAGCCCUCAAGCUUAACAGAAAAAGGCACACUUUCACUCAGAAGGCACACUUGGGAGCAAGUGACUCCUCCUCCACACUGAGUUUUUAACUGUUGGGUCAGCCAAAGAAAGCUCAGCAUGUGAAGGCAUGUGUCCCUUGUCUGAUUCCUGAGACCCUCACAGUAAGAGAAAGCUGUCCCCCACAGCAUGCCCAUUGCUGCAGUAUGGGUGCCAUUCAUCCUCCCCACAUAUUAAGAAAAUAAAUAAAUUUUAAGAAUUUUAAAUGGUGUCAGUUUAUACUGAAGGAAAAUAGCAGCCAGCAUGCCUAUGAACUAAAACAGUUGCAUACAGCAGGGCGUGGUGGCACACGCCUUUAAUCCCAGCAUUGAGGCCAGCCUGGUCUACAGAGUGAGUUCCAGGACAGC
This is a messenger RNA of Mus pahari (shrew mouse), 2700 nucleotides long. It is a transcript of the gene Tom1l1, whose product is annotated as target of myb1 like 1 membrane trafficking protein. Gene Ontology annotation, biological process: signal transduction. The coding region runs from base 25 to 1452 and encodes 475 amino acids. Gene Ontology annotation, cellular component: membrane; endosome. The transcript is spliced from 16 exons. Lineage: Eukaryota; Metazoa; Chordata; Mammalia; Rodentia; Muridae. The record is from RefSeq and is a predicted model, not a curated record. Gene Ontology annotation, molecular function: phosphatidylinositol binding; clathrin binding; ubiquitin binding.